Gilbertella persicaria is the source of this 851-nucleotide messenger RNA. RefSeq names its product 39S mitochondrial ribosomal protein L46-domain-containing protein. The coding region runs from base 5 to 793 and encodes 262 amino acids. Lineage: Eukaryota; Fungi; Mucoromycota; Mucoromycetes; Mucorales; Choanephoraceae. Gene Ontology annotation, molecular function: structural constituent of ribosome. Gene Ontology annotation, cellular component: mitochondrial large ribosomal subunit. The transcript is spliced from 2 exons. The record is from RefSeq and is a predicted model, not a curated record.
CACUAUGCUUCGACGCACUAUUCAACAAAGAGGAUUGGCCACGGUGUCUCCUUUGGUCAUUAAAAAUGCACGCAUUCAAGCCUCUGUCAUCCUCUCGCGUGCACCUCAAAUCACUCGCGAUGCCACUCCUUUCGAAAAAGCUUAUUUCGAUUACCGUGAAAAGCUUGAACGUGAAGAAUCAGCAGCCACACCUACUGAAUUUUACUUUAAGAAGGGAUCAGUUGCUGAGCGUCGUUGGAAAGAUGAAGAGAAGGCUCGUCAAGAAGUUAUGGCCAACACAACUGAAAGUUUGACUGAUGCUGUCAAGGAAUCACAAGCCACUUGGGAAAAAGAAAAUGCCAGUCUUGUUGCUACUACUCGCAUUGAGCAGCAACCUCGAGAAACAGAAGCUGAUAGAAAGAAUGAUACAAAGAGCCUGGAAAGAUCACUUCAAAAGACAUUGUACUUGAUCGUCAAAAAGAAUGACCAAGUGAACCCCUGGCAAUUCCCUCAAGGUCCUGUUGAUAAUGCUGAAUAUUUACAUGAGGCAGCAGAGCGUACAUUGAAGCAAGAGUGCGGCGUGGAUAUGGAUACCUGGUUUGUUGGACGUCAACCUAUUGGUGUCUUUAAACAAGCUUCAACCAAGAAUGCAGAAGGCAGCAAGACUUUUUUCAUGAAGGCUCGCGUCUUUGCUGGUCAAGUGAAGCCUAGUAAAGAUGUUGUUGAUUUUGCCUGGCUAACAAAGCAAGAAUUAGCUAACACACUUUCCCCUGAAUACUACAAGGCUGUCAGGGAUAGUUUAGGAGAUCUUUAAAAGAAAUAUAUAGAAUAUUGUAAAUACAUUUUUUUAAUAGAAAAAAGAGAAAGAAAGU